GUUUAAAUUUUAUUAUUUUUGUUUUUCUUUUUCUGUUCUGCAAAGAAAAAUGUCGUAUGAUUUUCAUUCAGAGUUAUCUAAUGAAUAUCUUUCAAUAUUUGAAAAUAGUAAAUAUUCAGAUGUUACUAUCAAAGUAGGCAAAGGAAACAAUCCUAAAGAAUUUAAAGCACACUCUUUUGUUCUUAAAGUACGAUCCAAAUUUUUUGAAAAAGAAAUUAAAAAAAAAGAAAAUAGCAAUUCAUCUAAUAACAAUGUUACUCUCUUUAUACGUGAAGAUUUCAAUUUCGAAGCAUUUGAAUACGUUUUAAAAUAUUUAUAUUCAGGAUCUUUUAACCUAGUAUCAAAAGAUAUUAACUUUAUUUUGGACAUGCUCGUUAUUUCUGAAUUCAUUAAUCUUAUAAUCCUCAUUAAUGUUCUUCAAAAAUACUUAGUUGAAAAAAGAAAAAAAGAACUAGACAACUAUUUUAGUAUCGUUCACAAAACUUGUUCUAAAUGCCAAUCUUUCGAAGAGUUACGAACUUACUGUGAUAAAACUGCUCAAUUAUAUCCCACCACUAUUUUUAAAGCUGAUGAUUUCACUACUUUAGAUAAAGAUUUAUUAAUUUUUAUUCUUGAAAAUAAGAAAAAUAAAUUAUAUGACAUUCAAAAAUGGGAUUAUAUCAUUAAAUGGGGUAUAGCUCAAAAUUCUUCGCCCCUUCCUGAAAUCUCUUCUUCCUCCUCUUCAAUUCAUAAUACAUCAUUAUGGUCAAAAGCAAAUUUUAGAGAUUUAUCAGUUACUCUUAAACCAAUUAUUGGUCUUAUAGAUUUUAAAAAAAUCUCUUCAAAAGAUUUUUGUAACAAAGUUAAACCUUUUAAAAAAAUUUUUGAAAAAACUUAUUAUGAUGAAUUACUUGUUUCUCAAUUAGGUGGUGAUAAUUAAGAAAUUUAAAUUAUUCAGUGAUUAGAAUCAAGUAAAAGAUAAUUAUUUGUUAAAUAU
This is a messenger RNA of Rhizophagus irregularis DAOM 181602=DAOM 197198, 976 nucleotides long. RefSeq lists its product as uncharacterized. The record is from RefSeq and is a predicted model, not a curated record. NCBI's taxonomy places the organism in Eukaryota, Fungi, Glomeromycota, Glomeromycetes, Glomerales, Glomeraceae. Gene Ontology annotation, molecular function: protein binding.